GUAAGAAUCAGUGAAGUGAACGAGUGUAUUUGAAGUGACAACGCCAUAAUGUUUACGCGAAUUGCCAUUUUUAUUGUCUCCGUUUGCAGUUUCAAUUCUGGAGAUGGCGCUUAUUCAAGAUCUGACAAAAUAGUGUACCCGGGACCUACAGUAAACAGCAGACAAGGCUAUGAACCUCCUAUUGUACCAGAGAGCUGCAAGAACCUCACUUAUUGCUUUGAGCCGCCCUCUAAUUAUCCCCAGGAAAGGUACAACAAGAUGUUUGAAGGAAAGAAAGUAGCACCGCUUCCGUCAAUAGUGGAGACGGAAGUGGUCAAUCGUCUGGCUGACGAUGAUUACAACGAUGACUGCAAUGCUGAAGUUCGGAGCGACCGGCUGUACAGCAUUAAGACUAAGGAGGGUGACUGGCGGCACAUUAUCCAAGCGCCAACGGAAAACUUCCAACAAAGAGUUAGGAUAGAAGUUUGCACCGCAUUAGAAACAUCAUGCUUCAAGGAUUUCCCUAGUUUCGGUGGUAUCACAACGUUUUGCCGGCAGAAACAAGCCAAGUACGAGUUUGUGGUGGACGACGGGAUGGGUGGGUCUGCGAAAAUGGAAACCGAAUUGCCCUCGUGUUGUGUUUGCCAUUACAAAGCCCCUGUUUAAGAUAAUUUGAUAUGAAUAUUAAUAAAUUAAACGUUUUUGUGUGUAUAACAUUGCGUUAUUUAUUUUAAGUGUAGAUUUACUAAAUGGGUGUCGUGCGGUUUACAGCACUUUAGAAUAGAACAACUAGAUAUCUUUACCAUGGAUGUGGUAAAAAUCAAAAGAUAUGACAAUUGUAUUAAGUGAUGUUUCAAAAGUCUCAUAAUAAUGAACAAAAAUUUUGAAAUUUUAAUUAAAUGAAUAACUAAUGCUUACUAACAUCGUGAGGAAACCUACACAUUCAAUUGGAGGUACCAUGAUCGAUCCGAUACGGGUUAGGUUUACCUGAUGGGAGUCGCCUCUUGAAAAAUCUGACUCACCCAAUCCAGAGUCCAUAGUCAAAGGCAUACCCCGGGCUCCUCAUCAUGGCGGGACUAAAGCCAGGUGGAAGAAGAGAAAAGAAGCAAUACAUAAUUGUGUUAACAUAAGAAGGAAAAUCAAAGCUGUGUAAUAGUGCCGUGCGGUUCCUGGAACUAAAAGAAAAAGAAUAGGUAGGACGGCUAACCCUAUCAGUAUUUGAAUCUCAAAUUAAAGC
This is a messenger RNA of Amyelois transitella, 1216 nucleotides long. RefSeq lists its product as uncharacterized. The record is from RefSeq and is a predicted model, not a curated record. Gene Ontology annotation, biological process: regulation of Toll signaling pathway; innate immune response; central nervous system formation. Lineage: Eukaryota; Metazoa; Arthropoda; Insecta; Lepidoptera; Pyralidae. Gene Ontology annotation, cellular component: extracellular region. The transcript has 6 exons. Gene Ontology annotation, molecular function: growth factor activity; Toll binding. The coding region runs from base 49 to 645 and encodes 198 amino acids.